This is a messenger RNA of Entelurus aequoreus (snake pipefish), 1422 nucleotides long. RefSeq names its product polycomb group RING finger protein 5-B-like. The coding region runs from base 439 to 1239 and encodes 266 amino acids. The record is from RefSeq and is a predicted model, not a curated record. The transcript has 8 exons. Gene Ontology annotation, cellular component: PRC1 complex. Gene Ontology annotation, biological process: regulation of transcription by RNA polymerase II. NCBI's taxonomy places the organism in Eukaryota, Metazoa, Chordata, Actinopteri, Syngnathiformes, Syngnathidae.
UGCCUGCUGCCUGCUGGGCGGACCUGCAUGUAUGUGGGCCGAACCGAGCCGUGCAGUUCCGUGUAGUGCGCGCUUAAGGCAGAGCGCGAGCGAGGAGCGGCGGUGUCAUCACACGCGGACAUCCGGGCACGGAAAGUGUGACGGAGAGUGGCGUUGAGUUGGAGGUCAAAGGUGAAAGUAGAAAAAGGGUUCAUCGCAGCCAUGAACGACAUGUCGGGGUCGUGCGCUGACCUCUGACCCCUCAUGGGGCGGGUCAGGGAGGUCAACGAGCCGUCGGGACAGUCUGGGAAUCUGUGGAAUCCGAGCCAGGGUAGACUGGGAUAUUUCACGUGACCAGCAGCGUGCGGAACAUGGAGCAGGACUUCACACAGUCGACCUCUGACCUCUGAUAAGUCACUAAAUCACAACAACAAGAAACCGGCAGGUGAGCUUUGCAAGAUGGCCGCCGCAGGAAGGACGCACCUGGUGAGAGACUUUAACCGUUUCAUCACGUGUUGGCUGUGUCGAGGUUACCUCAUCAAACCCACUACCGUCACUGAGUGCCUGCACACCUUCUGUAAGAGUUGUAUCGUGCAGCACUUUGAGGAGAGCAACGACUGUCCCAAAUGUGGCAUUCAGGUGCACGAGACAAACCCCCUGGACAUGCUCAGGUUGGACAACACUUUGGAGGAAAUCAUUUUCAAGCUGGUUCCAGGACUGCGAGAGCAGGAGGAAGAGCAGGAACUGGAGUUCUGGAGGACGAGUCAGCGCAAUGAAAACCUCCAAGCUGAUAGCUUUGUAAGGGUGGGGCUUCCUGGCGGUGAUGGUGGGGACGGCGGGGAUGACGACUACCACAGGAGUGACCCUCAGAUUGCCAUCUGUCUGGACUGCCUCCGCAACACCGCCCAGGCCGGCGAGAGCACCGUCACGGUGCGUUACGUAGCGACUCGUUACAUAACGGCACAUGUGUGGGUUUUGAUGUUUGACGUCACCGUGUCAUGUGUUUUGUCCUCACCCAAUCAGGAUCUGAUGAAGAGAUUCAUUCGCUGCUCCAGUCGCGUCACCGUGGGAACCAUCAAGAAGUUCCUCAGCCUCAAACUCAAACUGCCCAGCUCCUACGAGCUGGACGUGUUGUGUAACGGCGAGAUCAUGGGCCGCGAUCACACGCUGGAGUUCAUCUACAUGACGCGGUGGAGGCUGCACGCCGACAACACGUAUCCCAUGGUCCUUGAGUACAGACCACGCAUCGACUUUGGCUGAACACACACACACACACACACACACACACACACACACUCGCACACAGGGUGUUCCGAUGAAGACAAUAUUUUUGUAGAGUGAGCGUUAACAUGUUUAAGAGUUUUUAUGCCACAUAGAAUAAUAAUAAUAAUAAUAUAUGAAGACAUGUGCUUGUCUAACCUGACAUUAAAUGUUUUUACCGUC